GGUUCAGUUGAGAGUGACAUCACCAAAGGAGUCUCUCUCAUAUCAUCCAGUCGCCUCACGCUAUCCCUCAGCUCCUACAGUUAGCGUAGUUGUUGUUAGCGUAGCCGUUGCUAGCGUAGCUGCUAGUUAUCUGGCAGGAUGCUAGCGGCUCUGAGGAUCUGGUGGAGCGCCAGGCGCUACCGGCCAGAAGAGGACUACCAGGAGGGCUAUGAGGACCUGGAGCCCUACACACACAGAGAGAGGGAUGAGGGUCCGUAUGGGAAACAUUCUGGGGGGUCGCGACCUCCUGAUGGAACCCUGGCGAUCAGAAGACAAAGUAUCCCAGAGGAGUUCCGCGGUUGCUCAUUGGUGGAGCUGGUGAAGAAGGAGGGGUCGACUCUGGGCCUGACCGUCUCCGGGGGCAUUGACAAGGAUGGCAAGCCCCGUGUGUCAAACCUGAGGCAGGGGGGCACCGCCGCCAGGAGCGACCAGCUGGUGGUGGGCGACUACAUCCGCUCGGUCAACGGCAUCAACUUGAACAAGUUCCGCCACGACGACAUCAUCAGCCUGCUGAAGAACGUGGGGGAGAGGGUGGUGCUGGAGGUGGAGUACGAGCUGCCCACGCUAGCCAUCCAGGGCGCGGGCGUUCUGUUCAAGACCCUGGAGGUGACGCUGCACAAGGAGGGGAACACCUUCGGCUUCGUGACACGAGGCGGGGCCCACGAGGACAGGAAUAAGUCGCGCCCCAUCGUCAUAACAACGCUCCGGCCAGGUGGGGCGGCUGACAGAGAGGGCACCAUCAAGCCGGGGGAUCGACUGCUCAGCAUCGAUGGGAUUCGUCUCCAUGGCACCAGCCAAUCAGAGGCCAUGAGCAUCCUGAAGCAGUGCGGCCAGGAGGCUACGCUGCUGCUAGAGUACGACGUCUCCAUCAUGGACUCGGUUGCCACGGCGUCAGGUCCAUUGCUUGUGGAGGUUGCCAAGGCCACGGGCUCCAGCCUGGGCGUGGCUCUGUCCACCGCCGUCUACUGUAACAAGCAGGUCAUCAUCAUAGACAAGGUGAAGCCUGGCAGCAUCGCAGACCGGUGUGGUGCGCUCCACCCAGGUGACCACAUCCUCUCGGUGGACGGCAGCUCCAUGGAGUUCUGCUCGCUGGCUGAGGCAACGCAGCUAUUGGCUGCUUCCUGUCAGCUGAUCAAGAUGGAGAUCCUCCCCCACCACCAGACCAGACCGGCCAUCAAACCCGCGGACCAAGUCAAGGUGCAGCGCAGUAUGCGACCCCUCCCCUGGGAGAGUGGGGGUGUUGGCUCCUCCCCUCCCCCCCUCCCCCCCUACCAGCACUACAACACCUACCACCCUGACCACUCCUCCUCCAGGACCCUGAACCACAACAAGACCACCAACCCCCCGCUGGCCCAGUCGUUCUCCCCUGGCUCUAUGUCCGCCUAUAGUCUCUCGUCCAUCAGCAUGGGGACCCUGCCCCGGAACAUGUAUCCCAGCAGCCCCCGCGGCACGCUGCAUAAGAGGAAGAGCAAGAAGAAGGACUUCAAGAGCUCUCUGUCCCUGGCGUCCAGUACGGUGGGUCUGGCGGGUCAGGUGGUCCACACCGAGACCACCGAGGUCCUGUUGCUAAGCGACGGCAUUAUGGGCUUUGGCAUCCAGCUGCAGGGGGGGGUGUUUGCCACGGAAACGCUCUCCUCCCCCCCCCUCAUCGCCUACAUGGACCCGGACAGCCCCGCAGAGAGGUGUGGUAUCCUCCAGAUAGGUGACAGGAUAUUGUCCAUAAAUGGAGUUCCUACUGAAGACUCGACCCUGGAGGAGACCAAUCAGCUGCUGAGGGACUCGUCCAUCACCGCCCAGCUCACCCUGGACAUAGAGUUUGACGUAGCAGAGUCGGUGGUUCCCAGUUCAGGAACGUUUCACGUGAAGCUUCCCAAGAAACCCGGAGUGGAGCUGGGCAUCACCAUCAGCUCUCCCUCUAACAGGAAGUCAGGUGACGCGCUCAUCAUCUCGGACAUCAAGAAGGGCAGCGUGGCACACAGGACAGGCACCCUGGAGCUGGGCGACAAGCUGCUGGCCAUCGACAACGUGCGGGUGGAGAGCUGCUCCAUGGAGGAGGCGGUGGAGAUCCUGCAGCAGUGUGAGGAGCUGGUGAAGCUGAAGAUACGUAAAGACGAGGACAACUCAGAUGAGCAGGACCUGUCCGGCAGCAUCAUCUACACGGUGGAGCUGCAGCGGUACGGCGGUCCGCUGGGCAUCACCAUCUCUGGGACCGAGGAGCCCUUCGACCCCAUCAUCAUCUCCUCGCUGACCGGGGGCGGCUUGGCCGAGAGGACGGGGGCGAUCCACGUGGGCGACCGCAUCCUGGCCAUCAACAGCAGCAGCCUGAAGGGGAAGCCGCUCAGCGAGGCCAUCAGCCUGCUGCAGCAGGCGGGGGAGACCGUCACACUGAAGAUCAAGAAGCAGCAGGACUUGUCCAGCCCCAAGUCGUGUGCGGUCAGCUCCUCUGGGGGGUUGGAGUCAGAGCCUGGUGAGGAGGAAGAGCCUGUUGUGGUGGCCCUGCCACCCGGUCAGAGGGCGUACAGCACCCUGCCGUCGGUGGACAGUGCAGUGGAGUCCUGGGACGGCUCCACCGUUGACAGCGUGCUCAACCACGCCGGCUACCAUUCCUACAGUUUCAACGAGUGGCGCAGCCCAAAGACAAACAACAUCCAAUCAUCCACCGCCCCCCGCCAGAGAACCAAUCCUCUGUCAGACCUCGGGCUGAGUGAUGACGACUGGGACCGCCCCCCGCUCACCGGGUUCAGCGUGGGGCCUGACGGGCCUGAACCGGACCAGGAGGAGAACUUCUGGUCCCAGGCGCUGGAGGACCUGGAGACCUGUGGCCAGAGUGGCAUAUUGAGAGAGCUAGAGGCAACCAUCAUGUCGGGCUCCAGUCUAAGUCUAAACCACGAGCCGCCGCCCCCCCGCUCUGGCCUGGGACGGCAGGCCAGCUUCCAGGAGCACAGCAGCAACCGACCACAGGUGGCUCCGCGCUCCAACACCUUGCCCUCCGACCCCGCGCGGAGAGCCUUCGCAGUGAGGAAGAUGAAGCAGGAAGUCAGCGACAUCCUGACGCAGACCCCAGUGGAGCUACACAAGGUGAGUCUGGAGAAGGCCUCUGACGCGGAGGACUUUGGCUUCAGCGUGUCCGACGGUCUGCUGGAGAGAGGAGUCUACAUCAACAACAUCAAGCAGGGAGGGGCCGCCCACCGGGCCGGCCUGCAGACCUAUGACCGCAUGCUGCAGAUAAACCAUGUGAGGACGCGGGACUUUGACUGCUGUCUCGUGGUUCCUCUCAUCUCGGAGUCUGGAAACAAACUGGAGCUUGUGAUCAGCAGAAACCCCGCCUCCUCCUCCCCGACCGCCAAUCACAGCCAUUCGCUGGGCCCUGGGCAUGCCACCCAGCCAACCAGUAGUGAGCUGGGGGCUGAGGAGGAGGGGCACAUCAUAUGGAGCCAACCAGGGGAGGCCUCCUUAUAGCAGCGGAGCUACGGCCCGCUAGCCCCAAGCACACCUGGUGGACCAGACCCCUCCCUGGUGGACCAGUGCCCCCUGGUGGACCAGACCACCUGGUGGACCAGACCACCUGGUGGACCACACCCCCCUUGGUGGACCAGACCCCCCCCUGGUAGACCAGGACACAGCAGCACAAAGACCACAACACAGAUAGACAGACAGGUAGAGGGAGCGACAGACAGAUAGACAGACCGACAGGUAGAUGGACAGGUAGUGAGACAGAAGGACAGGUUUUGGUUUUUAGUGCCCCCCCCCCCACCCGAGCACAGUUUGUAUGAAAACUCCGCGACGACGCGGAGGUUCAAUAAAGAAUAAUGUUUUUUAGUGUUUACACACGAGGACUGGCCACACUGUGUGUGUGCGUGUGUGUGUGUAUUUGUAUGUAUAUGUGUGUGUGUGUGUGUGUGUGUGUGUAGGUGCGUGCAUGUGUUUAAGAGACUCAGGCCAGUAAAGUCCCACUCAGCUCUGUGGUUGGCUAAUAGACAUGCCACCUUUCUUCUGAUUGGCUGGAACCAGUCAGAAGCCCCGCCCCCAUGUGAGUCACUGUCGUAGAGCACCAAGCAUGCCCCUCCCUCAUCUAUUAUGCUACUCAAACCGCGUGUGUUAGUUAGGACGUUUCCAUGGUUACUGAAUCACUUCCAUGAUGUAAAAAAUAACCUUUUCUACCCCCCUGUGACAAACAUGUGUGUGUGACGUGUGUGUGUUGUGUGUGUGCAAGUGCAGCCUACUGAUGUUCAAAGCGAUGUCACCAUCUUGCUGCCUCUACUUCUAUAUUCACUGUUAACCUUUUGCACCAACCAAUAGGAAUCCUCCGUCAGCAGAAGCCCAUCAUGGCCGCUCCUCAGAGGUCAGCAGAGUCUAAUUAUCUCACUGGAUGCCCACAGUAACCUUCCAGCCACAGGAAGUAGCACUAUGCUAACCCUCCAGCCACAGGAAGUAGCCCUAUGCUAUCCCAACCAACAGGAAGUAGCACUAUGCUAUCUCAACCAACAGGAAGUAGCCCUAUGCUAUCCGAACUGACAGGAGGUAGCACUAUGCUAGCCCUCCACCAACAGGAAGUAGCAAUGUCCUAACUCCAUUAAUAGGAAGUACCACUGUGCUAACCCUCCACUAACCGGAAGUAGCACGAUACUAACCCUCAACUUACAGAAAUUAUCACUGUGCUAACCCUCCAAUAACAGAAAGUAGCACUAUGCUAACCCUCCUUUAACAGGAAGUAUCACUGUGCUAACUCUCAAACAACAGGAAGUAGCACUAUGCUAACCCUCCACCAGGAGGAGGCAGCCCUGUGCUAAAUGUCUGGGUCAGGGAGUGUUAGGGUGUGAAACCUAAAGCCAUAACGUCACUCCACUAAGGCUACCUGAUAGACUAGACAUGGCUGUGUGUGUGUGUGUGUGUGUGUGUGUGUACUGGUCCAGGUUGCAGGGAGAUCUUUGUGAGUUGUUAUCACAUGUUGUUGUGAACAUGGUCUUUCCACUAUCAGUAGACUAGAUUACAUGUUGAAUCUGUAGCCUCCGUUUGUCCUUCCGAGAGGAAACACCAAACAAACUGUAUUUUUAUUUCUAAAAGGACUGGGAGGUUGUAAAGUAUUUUUGUACAAAUUUAAUACUUUGGUAGCAUGAUCUUCCUGGUGUGUUUUGUGUGUUUAUGGAGGAAGUCCAGCAACACAAUCAAUAAAGACCCUACAAACCAGCGAGUGGUUUCUGUAACACGCUUCAAUCAGAAGAGGUACGAGUGCGGAGAGAUGAGCACAUGGCUCAGCAGGCUGGCUCUGGCCGUCCCCAUGUGGACAUUUGGGCCCCCAAAGACACCAAGAAAGAAA
Messenger RNA from Gadus chalcogrammus (walleye pollock), 5356 nucleotides. It is a transcript of the gene grip1, whose product is annotated as glutamate receptor interacting protein 1. NCBI's taxonomy places the organism in Eukaryota, Metazoa, Chordata, Actinopteri, Gadiformes, Gadidae. The coding region runs from base 139 to 3498 and encodes 1119 amino acids. Gene Ontology annotation, molecular function: nuclear glucocorticoid receptor binding. Gene Ontology annotation, biological process: neurotransmitter receptor transport, endosome to postsynaptic membrane. The transcript has 25 exons. The record is from RefSeq and is a predicted model, not a curated record.